Molecule: messenger RNA, 1026 nt
Organism: Erigeron canadensis
Lineage: Eukaryota; Viridiplantae; Streptophyta; Magnoliopsida; Asterales; Asteraceae
Product: cytochrome P450 93A2-like
Exons: 2
Coding region: 1-1026 (341 amino acids)
Molecular function (GO): monooxygenase activity; oxidoreductase activity, acting on paired donors, with incorporation or reduction of molecular oxygen; heme binding
Source: RefSeq, a predicted model, not a curated record
AUGGCUGAUUUUAAAGGAUAUUUGGUCAUCCUUCUUUUAGGUGUCAUAUCGACCAGUUUGCUUACUGGCAAGAGGUGUAUAAGCGAAGGCGAGGACGGAGGAGUCAUAAGGCGGAUGUUAAACGAUAUUACUGAAGUUAUGGGUACUUUUAACCUUUCUGACCAUAUAUGGUUUUUUAAGAAUCUAGACGUACAAGGAGUUAAAAAACGUUCCAAGGAAAUUCGGGCUAGAUUCGAUUCCUUAAUAGAAAAGAUCAUAAAGGAGCAUGAAGAGGUAAGAAAGGAAAUAAAGAAGAAAGGAGAAGUAAAGGACUUGCUUGAUAAUUUACUGGAUAUUUCAGAAAAUGAGGGCACAGAGAUAAAAUUGGCUGGAGAGCACAUUAAAGCCUUCUUUCUGUUAGACAUAAUGGGUGGCGCAACACAGAGUCCCUCCAUAUCGACCGAAUGGGCUUUGGCAGAACUCAUCAACCAUCCCAACAUAAUGAAAAAAGCAGUAGAAGAAAUUGACCAAGUUGUCGGUAAAAACAGGCUCUUACAAGAAGCUGACAUACCAAACCUUCCUCAUCUCCAAGCAAUCGUCAAAGAAUCACUGAGGCUGCACCCUCCCGGCCCAAUGAUUAUAAGACAAUCCAGUGUAGAUUGCACUGUAGGAGGUUACCAAAUUCCAGCAAAGACUACCAUUUUCUUCAACGUAUGGAGCCUUGGUCGAGAUCCCAACUACUGGGAAAGCCCAUUGGAAUUCAGGCCUGAAAGAUUUGACGAGAAACAAAUGGAUGUGAGGGGACAAAACUUUCAAUUUUUACCGUUUGGUAGUGGGAGGAGGAUGUGUCCUGGGAUUUCACUAGCGUUAAUGGUCCUACAUGUGACCCUCGGUUCUAUAAUUCAGUGCUUCGAGUGGAAGGCUGGGUGGGAUGGGAAUCUAACUAGUGUUGAUAUGGAAGAGGGUACUGGAAUCACACUUCCAAGAGCUAAUCCUUUAGUUUGUAUCCCCGUUGCAAGAAUCGAUCCCGUCCCCUUGUGUAUGUAA